AUGGCCAAUAGAGGGAUCACAAUGGCGGCGUCAGCCACCCGGCGUGCUCCGAACGCCUUCAAUUUGAUCCGCCAAGUGGAGGUGCUUCAACGAGCUGGUCAUGGAUCGGUGACGCAGCAAUUUAAGGACUGGGAGAAUGUUAGCGCUGUCUCACGCGCUUUCAACAUCGGACGAUCCGAAGCUGCAGCGGCGUCGAACUUGCAGUCCAGGGUCGAUCCGAGUGUGACUACGAGCCUGAAGGCUGCCGUGGCAAUGCGCGGCCUGCGGAGUUUCAUAACUCAUGACUUGAUCGCGAAGGGCACCUUCAAUGACGGGUUCACGAGCGGGCAAGGGGCAACUGAGCCCUGGACCCAAGAGCUCACAAAUGGCCUUGACCACCGGCUGGUGGAACUCUUUGUGCGCCGCAUUUGCGCAGACUGGGAUCGCACUCCAAAGAACAUGCAGAAGGCCUUGGGAUACAAGGAGGCUCUCACGGUCCACAUUGCUUGUGGCAUGUACCAGCACUACUUGGAAUGCCUUCGGAAGAGAUGCCCGGCCACGGAGUAUCCAGCCAUCGCUAGCAAGCUUGAGACGAUGUUCAUGAGUGGCCUCAUGGACCCCGAUCUGGUGAGCAGCGCGGAGAACAAUGUUCCGCCAGGAGAUGUUUGCAGUGUUUCUCAGUUCAGGAUCCACAUCAACAUGUUCGAGGCUCGGAUGGCUUCGGAGGCAGAGGAACGCGGCAGGGAGGCGGCAGCCAAGGUUGAUGCCGCGACUUUUGAGCAAAUUGACGCGCAGUUGACGGCAGAUCUGGAACUUUUGAGAGCGAAAAUGCCGAAGCCUGUGUCGCAAGCGGUUGCCACGGCCCAAGACAUGAAGUAUUGCAAAGACCGGCAGAGGUAUGUCAUUUGCGUCAUCGACGCUACGCUGUGGUCUGGCGACACGAUCCCGGAAGCCUUGAACAAACUGGGGACACUUGUGUCAAUGAGCUCUUGCCACCUUGGAGUGGUCCAGCUACCAGUCUUGCAUGCUUCAACGUCUUUGGGAGCCACUCUCAAGCACACCCGGCGCAUUCAAGACAUUCUGUUGCAAGCAGAUUUGGAUUUUUCCACGAGUUUGACGAUGACCUACACCAGAGACAACGCUUUGAGAUCGAACUCAGACAAACGGCCCGUGACACAGAGCUGUGCGUUGGUGACAGGUGGGAAGGCAUCCACCAGCAAGUGGGCUGAGUCAGAGUGUUUCCAAGGGAUCUUUGGACCGCUGCCUCUCAUUCCAGUCAGCGAGAUGCAGGGCUACGACCCGGACAACAAGCCUGCUCCAGCGUAUGCCGAGUAUGGAAGAGCUUGCGUCCGACGCCUUCUGGAAGGAGAGACGAGGCCCAAGUUGAGCUACUACGGCAUGUUCCGGAAAGACCAAAAACAGGUCGUUGCCAACAUCGAGGGUGAGAUUUUUGAGCACUGGGACGGGCUCCCAACAAGCCCGCCCAAAACCCGCCCGCGCGAUCCUGCCCCGCACUUGACUGCCAUUGCUGGACUCUCGCUCAUGAGUUUGGACAGUGUUGGGCAGCCUGGUUGGCCAGACCACGUUCUGAACAAGUUCAAGGCUGACAGCGAGCACCGGCGCAAGCUUGAAAAGAUGAAGGCCGACUUCUUGCAGGAGUUCAAGGUUCCCGCCCAGGCCAAGGCCAGCGUUUCUCGGGGCCCUGUCAGGGUGACGGGUGCGCCGGACUUCACAGUGGAUUCUGCAGAGCCUUUGGAUGUGAACCGCGUUGUGGAUCUCGAAAAGGUCGCCCCGCCGGAUUCUGAGAAGAGGUUGGCGACCAUCACGGGACGCAGUGGCAAGGCGUCCAUCGUGGUGGAUACUGAGAUGAACAUUUUCAUUGGGAAUGAGGUCAGCGAUUCGUUGGAGUUGUGUGGGGCAGAACUGUUUGGGUUCAAUACUGGCAAUUUUGAGGUGAAGUUGGUCGACUCCGACAAGAGGCAUACCUCAGGAAUAGCGUGGAGAUUUGUCAGCGACCUGGAGUUGGUGGCAGAGAACAAGGUUUUGAUGCCCAUCUGCAGCUACCUGCACAGGUUGGCGAGCUCCAAGGGUCUAGCUGAUGUGACGAUCCCUGAGCAUGUGAUCACGCCGAAGAUGCACGCGGCAGUCUCUUGA
Durusdinium trenchii is the source of this 2133-nucleotide messenger RNA. NCBI's taxonomy places the organism in Eukaryota, Dinophyceae, Suessiales, Symbiodiniaceae. The record is from the annotation of a GenBank genome assembly.